This is a messenger RNA of Zeugodacus cucurbitae (melon fly), 2167 nucleotides long. RefSeq names its product zinc finger BED domain-containing protein 4-like. The record is from RefSeq and is a predicted model, not a curated record. The coding region runs from base 197 to 1780 and encodes 527 amino acids. The transcript has 2 exons. Gene Ontology annotation, molecular function: DNA binding. NCBI's taxonomy places the organism in Eukaryota, Metazoa, Arthropoda, Insecta, Diptera, Tephritidae.
UUGAAUGUGCACUUGAAUAAUACUGAGAAUUCGCUUAUGAAUUAAUGCGAAAUAAGUUUUACAAAAAAUCGAAAAUACAUUUUGUGUGACAGUCUAUUUCGUGCUAUGUGUGUUAGAAGUUGUUUUUGAGUGUUUAAUAUAAGUGUUGUUUCGAAUUCAUCUGUUAUCAAUCACAACUUUAUUACAGAUUUUCAAAAUGCUGCCUUCAAAAUUAAAAAGCAGGGUCUGGAGCUUCUUUAUAAGAAAUUCAGAUGCUUCCGCCACAUGCAAAAUCUGCAGCAAGAAAUUAAAAACAUUAGGUAAUACGUCGAAUCUUCGCUGUCACGUUGAGAAUGUACAUAAAAAGGUAUUACUCGAUCAAGUUGAUGAUGCAGAAUGCUCCUCCAAAACUACGCCGCACUCGGAACCAAAACAGCGAAAAAUUUCUGAUAUAAUGAACAUAACACCAACCGCUGGGACGACAGCGUCAAGUGAGUUAUCCGAUAAUAGUAGUAAGAAGACUGCAUGUAUUGAAUCGUCUCCUAGUACAUGUACUCCGUCAGUACUGCAAAAUAAAUCGGAUCAGUUGCCAGCGCUGAUCCAACCUAAUGUGAAAGACUUUUUUGAGCAGGUCAAAAGUAUUUCUUACCAAGAUGGGUCUAAAUCAAAGAAAAUUACUGAAGCAAUUGUGAAAUAUAUUAUAAUGGACAACAAGCCAUUUUCCACUGUAGAAGGAAAAGGUUUUCUGCAGAUGAUGAAAGAACUGGUUCCGCUUUUUAAAGUUCCAAGUAGAGAAACAAUAAAAUUACGAGUGGAUGAAAAAUAUGAAGCGCUGUCUUCAAUUUUCAAAGAGUAUAUUCGAAAGUGCGACAGCUAUUGCCUAACGUAUGACAUAUGGACGGAGACAAUGAAAAAUCAGUCGUUCCUUGGGGUAACAAUUCAUUUUUUGGACAAUUUACGUUUGUUGAGUGGGACGUUUGGAGUAAUCGAACUGCACGAAAGUCAUACAGCAGCUUAUAUAGAAGGAACUAUGCGUAAACUUUUCAACGAGUGGAACGUUUCCAUAAAUAAAGUUUCUGCUUGUGUAACUGAUAAUGAUUCAACCAUGAUGAAAUUAAAUAGAAGCUUGUUUGGCGAAAAAAAAAUAAUACCCUGCUUCGCACACACGCUUAAUUUGGUUGUAACGCAAUCAAUAGAUAAGUCCACGGAAGUAUCAGCUUUGAUAACUAAGGUGCGCGACAUUGUUAAGUUUAUUAAAAGAAGUGUUAAUGCCAGUGAUCAAUUGCGGCAGAAACAAAUAGACACCGGGGCUUCUACAAGUAAUACCAAGAAAAUGAUUCUUGACGUAAGAACGCGAUGGAAUUCAUGUUUUUAUAUGUUAGAGAGAUUUGUCCAGUUAGCCCCUAUUUUAAGUGAAGUACUGCUCACUCGCCCAGAAGCACCCUCUAUGGUUAAUGCCUCCGAGCUGAACAAAAUUAAGGAGCUGAUUGAAUUAUUAAAGUGUUUUGAAAUUGUGACCAGGGAGAUUUCGGCUGAUACCUACGUUACCAUUAGCAAGGUUAUACCUUUAGUAAGCUGUUUAACUGAAGCUCUGACAAAAAUUUCAGCUCAAGAUGCUAUUGUAGGGGAGCCAAAAAGUGAACUGCAAAAGAACAUGAAUAAGAGAUUUGACAAACUUGAAUUUAAUUCAGUUCUGGUGUUGGCUACUGUAUUGGAUCCGAGAUUCAAAUUACUGCAUUUUAAAGAUGCACUGGCUAAAAAAAAAAACAGUUUUGUAUUUAAAUAUAAAGGAUGCAAAUAAUAGCGUUAGUACGACGGAAUCUUCGGAUGAGUUUGCAACAGAAAACCCGUUUGAUAUUUGGAGCCAUCAUAAACAGUUGGCCCACCAAAAUAUGAAAUGUAAGUUUUCCAAUUCAUCUGCUAUUACAACAACGGAAGUUGAAGUGCAAAUGUAUCUUGGAUCGGCUGUUGCUUCUAUCAAUCAGAAUCCAACAGAAAUGUGGGAUGGUAUGAAAAAUGUAUUCCCCGAAUUGUAUAAACAAGCUUCCAAAUAUUUAUCUAUUGUGGCCACUUCAGUACCUAGUGAACGACUGUUUUCUAAAGCUGGAGCAACGAUCACACAGCAAAGAAAUCGCUUGACAGGAAAAUUCUGUUUUAAAUAAAUAAUUUGUUGUUUGUUAAAAAACUA